UUCAAUGUCGACCGGCACCAAGAGACAGGGGACACACUCAGACAGACUGACCCAGAGUGGAGUGGAGGGUGAGAAAGAGAGAGAGAAGUACAGAGGAAAAUAGAAACACAUGAAAUAUUCUGGAAGGAGGCAGGACUGAGGAAAGGAAACAGCCCAGAUACAUACAGGCCUUGGUUCUGUGUUCUGAGAGAGAUGGACAUCCUUGAAACAGCCGCCUAUGACCGAAGACAGCGCAGGAACACGUACUGUGUUCUGUUUCUUUCUCUUUCGCCGUUCUUCCUGGCCAUCGCUGCCUACUUCUAUCUGUGGAUCCCUGACUCCUCCCCCUCCGUCCUCGCUGCAGCUAUUAAGGCCGCCCCUGUCAUCUCAUUGGCUCUCCUGGUGCUGAGCUACAAAGGGGGGAGUAGUCUCCUUGGAGUAGCGGGGGGCCUAAUCUUCUCGGCAGGCGGCGACUAUUGUCUUAUAUGGCCCAAGCUGUUUCUCCAUGGAAUGGCCUCCUUCGCCUUGGCCCACCUGCUCUACUCCCUCACCUUCCUCUCCACUCGUUACUCCUCCCUCAGCCCCUCCUCUUCCCUGUCCUAUUUCUUCUACCUGCUCCUGUGGCUGCUGGGGGGAGGCAUCUACGCCUACAUCUUCCCUUUCCUGCAGAAGACGCCGGACGCGGCCGCCCUGACUCCCGGUGUCGGGGUCUACGUGGCUCUGAUAGUUCUGAUGGCUACGUUGGCGGUUCGCACCCGCCGCCCACUGAUCAUGAUGGGCAGUUUGAUCUUCAUGACCUCUGACCUGACGCUGGCGCUGCAGACCUUCAAAGUGACGGAGCCCAUGGAGCAUGGCAGGCACAUCGUCAUGACGACGUACUACCUGGCACAGCUGCUGAUCGCCGUGGGCGACAUCAAGGCCGUGGAGGGCGGGGACGAGUUUGCCAAAUGGAAGAAAUCUUAGUUAAGGGGUCAUCCCAGAUAUGGGUUAGGUCCCAAUUCUCCACCCUUCUCCCCAAGUGUUCAAAUAACUGCACACUUUCUCACAUGGAUUUUACAAUGGUGGAAACUCCCUUCAGCCAAUGCUUACUUAUACUAGUCCCAUGCUUUUAAAUGACAGGGAGUGUUCAAGUGCACAAUUCUGGAAAGGGGUGGAAAAUCGGGACGUUGCCAUGGAAGGCAAAGUUGGGACUACUGCUCUCUGACUAGUUGGCAGCUUUAGGAACUUCAGGCUGUCUGUUGAGACUAGACUGAGAAUGAGGAAGAGAAGUUAAAAAAGGAUGAUUCCCCCUAAAGAAAAUCUGCUUUAUUAAAUAAGUAUCAGGACAGUCUGACCCUGUCCGUUUGUUCAGAAAGCUCAGGGAUGGGAAACGUAACCACUCCCAAAAUUCAUAGACAGCUACGGAUGCAAGGACUGACAUGAGAUCGACACGAUAGUAUUAUCAAUAGUCCAGAAUAAAGUUCAAUUUAGUCAAUAAUGAUUUUUCUGUCUGUGAACCCAGUCCUAUGGUCUUAAAGAAAACAUUUGAGAUGUGAUACACUUCCCUUGUCUUAGUUGUGAUAUAUCAAACACAUUCAGUAUAACGGUCUGUUGAUAUGAAGAGAUUACUCUCAGAAAUGAAGUCACGCAUGAAAAAAGAAAAUGUGUAUUUAUUCAUGAUGAAAAUGGGGAUGUAAAAUAAACAAAGUUGAUCUUUCA
Coregonus clupeaformis (lake whitefish) is the source of this 1677-nucleotide messenger RNA. Its product is annotated as lysoplasmalogenase-like. The record is from RefSeq and is a predicted model, not a curated record. The transcript has 3 exons. NCBI's taxonomy places the organism in Eukaryota, Metazoa, Chordata, Actinopteri, Salmoniformes, Salmonidae. Gene Ontology annotation, cellular component: membrane. Bases 193 to 942 code for a protein of 249 amino acids.